GUUGAACAUAAAAGCAAUUCUGCUAUAUAUGAAACGAGUAGCUUCCCUUUCUAAACGACGAGUUUAACAACUUGACUCACACGCACUCUGUCUCUGAUGAUCCUUCCUUCCUAAUCCUCCCUCCACCAAAACCCGCAACCACCGUGCUCGUGAAGAAUUCCAUAGCUUCCUUCAUCGAUUUGAACUGUUCGCCGCCGCUGGCAUUCCUUUCCGGCGACGAUGACCAUCGACUUAGAUUCAAUCACUCGCAGAGUCGAGGUUGACAAUCGCAUUCCCCUCCGUUAUUACUACCGAAUCGCCGAUAACCUCCUCAAGCAGGCUAGUAUAUACCGAGCGGAGAAUAAUGUAGUCGACUUGUAUAUCAUACUCCUUAGAUUUAUAAGUUUGAUUUCUGAAACGAUUCCAUACCAUCGAGAUUAUCAAGCUUCACUUCCUAAUGAAAGAGCAGCAUUUAAGAGGAGAUCAUUAGUUGUAUUGGAUGAGGUUGAGUCUUUGAAGCCUGAAUUUAAACGCCGGGUGGAAAAAUUGAAUGAAUCACGUGCAAAAGCUCCGUUGCCUAUAGAAAAUGGCUUUGAUAUGGCUUUGCAGAGUUCAGUGAAUUCCUCUUUGGACUGGCCAGCUGUCAACAAAAGUUAUAAAACGAGCAUGGAUUUUAAACAGCCUGCUGGGCACUCUGCCUGGAAUUAUAAUAAUAAUGUGUUAUCUUCAAAUUCCAUGGCUAUUGACAAGCAGCUUCAAAAAUUAUCUCUUGGUGUAGCCACUCCUAAGAAGGAGACCUUAUCUAGACACUCAUUUUUAGGACCAAAUGGUCUUCGGGGCCAAUGGCUUGGACCUAGUGCAGAAAUAAAGGUUCAAUAUCCUAGCAGUAGUGAUCUCACACAGCCCAAAGAUUCAAGCCUGACUCAGGCUGGACAAUAUGAUCUUGUGGCAGUUAAAGAUGAUCAAGGACCAGUUACAUCAACGAUGGACUCGGUACUGUCCUUGGAUGAUGGAAGAUGGAUGCGUCCUACUGUUGAGUCUUAUGCUCCUCUUGUAACUGAAUCAAGGGAGGACCCCUUACAGUUGCUCAACAUCAAGCAACCUUUGCCUCCUCCUGUCCUUGCUCAGGUGUACCCAGAGCGUGCCCCUAUUCCUCCUUCAAAAGUUGCAGAUCCAAGGCCAGGACCAGCAAAAUCUUCUCAUGAUUCUGAGCAUGGUCCCACUACAUAUCAACACCUACAUGUGCCUGUCAAAAUGAUGGAAGAGUUUUUGAGAUUGGCUUUGGAAAACACACAGAAGAACUUAGAGACAUGUGGUGUUCUUGCAGGGUCUCUGAAAAACAGGGUUUUCCAUAUCACGACACUUAUAAUCCCAAAGCAGGAAUCGACAUCAGACUCGUGUCAAACAUUGAAUGAAGAAGAAAUUUUUGAAGUUCAAGACGGCUUAUCACUUUUUUCUUUGGGUUGGAUACAUACUCACCCGUCACAAACUUGCUUCAUGUCAUCUGUGGAUUUGCACACACAUUACUCAUAUCAGAUCAUGUUGCCGGAGGCAAUUGCUAUUGUCAUGGCCCCUACAGAUACAGCAAGUCCACAUGGCAUAUUUCAUCUGUCUGAUCCAGGUGGUGUGUCGAUAAUUCGUAACUGUCAACAAAGUGGAUUUCAUCCCCAUGAGGAGCCUUCGGAUGGAAGUCCAAUCUAUGAGCACUGCUCUCAUGUCUAUAUAAAUGCUAACUUGAAGUUUGAUGUUGUUGACCUACGAAAGAGAUGAUUGAUCUAUCCACAAACUACAAGUACAGUGAUUUGCUGCAUAUUUUCUACCUGAAGACGCCAUGCCAAAAAAUGCCUUGCUAUAGUGGAUUCUUUUUUAUUUGUAAACUAUGAUAGAGGAUACUUAUAGCCAGGUCCAUGAUUUUGUACUCCACUAGUGAAACAGUGAAAGAUAGUUGUAUAAAUCUAGUGAUAUUUAUUUAAUGUGCAGGUGAAGAAAUGAGAAACGUAACAAAAAAAAUCCUGAUAUGUAUCAUUUGGAUCUGUGUUAUACAGAAACAUACUACAAAUUUGAUAUGCCUUGCUGACCAAAGAAGAAAUUAUGUACAAAAAGGCUGUGUUUGAUUAAGAGUA
Messenger RNA from Lotus japonicus, 2102 nucleotides. Its product is annotated as AMSH-like ubiquitin thioesterase 3. Gene Ontology annotation, biological process: protein K48-linked deubiquitination; protein K63-linked deubiquitination. Gene Ontology annotation, cellular component: membrane; endosome. The record is from RefSeq and is a predicted model, not a curated record. The coding region runs from base 220 to 1749 and encodes 509 amino acids. The transcript has 14 exons. Gene Ontology annotation, molecular function: protein binding; K63-linked deubiquitinase activity; metal-dependent deubiquitinase activity. Lineage: Eukaryota; Viridiplantae; Streptophyta; Magnoliopsida; Fabales; Fabaceae.